AUGGAGGGGCGGCUGCCCUACGACGACUUCCCGGUGGUUUUCCUGCCGCCCUACGAGAGCCCGCCCGCCUGGGUACCGCCGCAUGAGAGGGUUUAUCACCCCGACUACAACAACGAGCUCACCCAGUUCCUGCCCCGAACCAUCAUCCUGAAGAAGCCGCCCGGGGCGCAGCUGGGCUUCAACAUCCGGGGAGGAAAAGCCUCGCAGCUGGGGAUCUUCAUCUCCAAGGUGAUCCCUGACUCAGAUGCACACAGAGCUGGGCUGCAGGAGGGUGACCAGGUGCUCUCGGUGAACGAUGUGGAUUUUCAGGACAUUGAGCACAGCAAGGCAGUGGAGAUCCUGAAGACAGCUCGUGAAAUCACCAUGCGUGUGCGUUACUUCCCCUACAACUACCAGAGACAGAAGGAGAGGACUGUUCACUAGUAGGCAGCUGUCUCAGUGGGCAUUCUGCUAAAACUCUCCACUACUUUUCUUUAACAUGUGAGAUGACACCUCAAGCUUCAGCUUGUCACUGGAGGUACAACUGUCCUGUUGGCUGUGCAGGUAUCAUCUCUGCUUCCUGCCUGGAGGGGUGCCAGCAGUCUCAUUUAGCUGGAAGAUGGCCAGGGCUUUAGUGUGUACUCCUCGAAGUGAGCUUUGAAACAAGCUGCUGCUGGUGACGAUGAUGUGGAAGUGGGUACUGGGGAGCAGCUUCUCCAGAAAAAUCUGUGCUUUUCUUCUAGUAAGACUUCUAAAGCAGUGCUGUGCUGAUUGUCAGGAGGAUGUAAGGCCAAGAAGGUCUGAACACACUUGAGCAGAGCAUGGCCUUUGUCUUCCAAAAGAUCAACAUCUUCACUUCUUUGGUGAUGUGACUUCCUUUCCUUCUCCACUGUCCUGCCUCUGCUCUGCAUUGCUCGGGACUCAAGGAACAAGAGUAAAAUCCACUCAGACUCAGUGCACUGGUCUGGCCAGGGCAUGUUUGUACCUUUUAGCUGCUUAAUGACCCCAACACUACAGGACUGAAAUGCUUGGAGCAAGUUUCUGAACACCUGCAGGCACUUGCCCAGGUCCCCCCAGGUGCUUGCAUGGUGAGGGGUUCCACUCACUGAACGUGCUUCCUUCACUUGGCACAGCCCUGUCCCCUCAGAGCUCCUUUGAGGUAAAUUCUUCCCUCUUCUCCCAGACAGGGGAGAACACUGCUGUGCUCUGCAUGGGAAGAGCACACACAAAACCAUAGCAGUCACCAGCAGAACUGGGGGCAAACUCAUGCUAGUUACCCCAUUGUAAAUGGCAUCAGGACACUCCUUGCUCUGGCUUUCUCUGCAGCGUUUGCCACUUGCCUGUAGUACCUGAGG
Messenger RNA from Indicator indicator, 1334 nucleotides. RefSeq names its product PDZ domain containing 11 (gene PDZD11). Lineage: Eukaryota; Metazoa; Chordata; Aves; Piciformes; Indicatoridae. Bases 1 to 423 code for a protein of 140 amino acids. The transcript is spliced from 6 exons. Gene Ontology annotation, biological process: neurotransmitter secretion; protein localization to basolateral plasma membrane; maintenance of epithelial cell apical/basal polarity. Gene Ontology annotation, cellular component: basolateral plasma membrane; synapse; cell-cell junction. Gene Ontology annotation, molecular function: protein binding. The record is from RefSeq and is a predicted model, not a curated record.